AAUUACUUGCUUCAGUAAUAGUACUAGAUUUUAAAGUUGGAUAAAUUCUUAUGCUCACAGUCGCUGUUGCAGACUUAUUAUUUGGCUGGGACAUCACUUUCUCAGUUUUAGUACAGGGAGCUGCUCGAUUUGGAUUUGAACCGAACACAGCCACACAAAUUACGGCAAUUACAACUACAAUCAAGUAAACUACUAACACUAACUCAUACAGUAUAUAGGACUACUCAAGCAAUCAACACCAGUAAUCAGGAUUAUCUGCCUCCAUGCUGAAAAUUCUCAUGAAUUGUCGGGUCAAUUUUUGGUACAGCUAUGUGCAUCCCUUUCUUCAAUCAAGGCUGUUAGUUGUUAGGUCUGCCUGAGCAUUCGCUUUAACUGCAUCCUCAUCGUGUGAGCAUAAACGGCUGGAAUCAGUCAUCCUCCUCUGCCUCCACAUUGUUUACUUCCAUUUCCAACCAGCAAGCACAUUUUUUCACAUAUCUUGUGCUUCUCUGCCCUUUUUGCAUCUGCUGUCCUCGGUGUUCCAAUGGCGGCGUUGGUGGCUAGCACGGUGCUUGGACCAAUGGUCAAAAUCAUGAUGGAGAAGGCGUCCAGCUACCUCCUCAACCAACACAAGGUGAUGAAGGGCAUGAAGAAGCAACUUGAGAGCCUGAAGGGCACACUAUUGGCCAUCUUGGACGUCAUCACCGACAUCGAGGAAGCUGCAGCCCACAGAGCAGGGGGCAAGGCUUGGCUCGAGAAGGCCAAGAAGGUGGCUUACCAGGCGAAUGAAGUUUUCGAUGACUUCAAGUAUGAGGCGCUUCGUCGUGAAGCAAAAAAGAAGGGGCACUACAAGGAGCUUGGGUUCCAUGUGGUAAAACUCUUUCCCACUCACAACCGAUUUGUAUUUCGUAAAAGGAUGGGAAGAAAGCUCCACAAGGUUGUGCGGGCCUUUGAGGUCCUUGUGACUGAAAUGAAUGCUUUUCACUUUGAGCGUCAUCAACCACCGCCGGAAUCUAACAAUUGGCGGCAGAAGGAUCAGGAUAUCUUUGAUCCAAAGGAAAUUGCUAGGAGGUCAAGAGCAAAAGAUAGCAAGAAAAUUGUUGAUAUACUAGUUGGUCAAGCUAAAAAUGCAGAUCUCACAGUCGUUCCCAUAGUUGGAAUGGGAGGUCUUGGCAAGACAACGUUAGCUCAAAUUGUUUACAAUGACCCUGAAAUCCAGAAGCAUUUCGAUGUGUUGCUGUGGGUGGGUGUCUCUGACAGCUUUGAUGUGAAUUCUUUGGCUAAAAGCAUAGUUGAAGCAGCUCCCAAGAAGAAGGAUGACGAUAAAGAAGCAGCUGGUUCCAAGAAGAAGAAGACACCACUCGAUAGCCUCCAGAAUCUAGUCAGCGGGCAAAGGUACCUCCUUGUAUUGGAUGAUGUCUGGAAACUAGAGGUUGAUAAAUGGGGACAACUCAAGGCCCGCCUUCAACAUGGUGGCGUGGGUAGUGUGGUAUUGACAACAACUCGUGAUGAAGGAGUUGCUGAAAUAAUGCGUCCUGCUGAAACUUACAAUCUCAGAACUCUGGAGGAUCAAUACAUAAAGGAAAUUAUUGAAACAACGGCAUUCGGUUGUUUUCAGAGGAAAGAGAACUGGCCCGCCGUGUUGGUGAAUAUGGUUGGUGAGAUUGUGAAGAGAUGUAUGGGCUCUCCUUUAGCUGCAACAGCACUGGGCUCCGUACUGCGCACCAAGACCAGUGAGGAAGAAUGGAAGGCUGUAUCAAGCAGAAGUAACAUUUGCACCGAAGAGUCUGGAAUCUUACCGAUACUCAAUCUCAGUUACAACGACCUGCCGACAGAUAUGAAGCAAUGUUUUGCUUUUUGUGCUAUAUUUCCCAAAGGUUACAUGAUUGAUGUGGAUAUGCUGAUCCAACUAUGGAUUGCACAUGGGUUUCUUAUCCAAGAAGAUAAUGUUCGUCUUGAAACCACUGGCAAAAGAAUUUUCAAUGAUCUAGCCUGCAGGUCAUUCUUUCAGGAUGUGAAAAAAGUCCAAGCCACUGGGGACGAAGUUAAAUACACCGGGUUGUGUUAUUCUAUGACUAUAUGUAAAAUCCAUGAUCUUAUGCAUGAUGUUGCAUUGUCUGUAAUGGGAAAGGAAUGUGCCUUGGCAACAUGGGAUCUAGGCAAUAUUGAACAUGCUGCAACUGAGGAAUCAAGUCAGUGUGAGUGGCUUACAAAUGAUGCACGGCAUUUAUUUUGGUUGUGCAACGAACCAGAAAGAAAACUGAAUAUUUCUCUAGAGGGAAGCUCUCCAUCUAUCCAAACUCUUUUGUGUCUUGGAGUUAUGGAAAGUUCAUCAUUGCGGCAUCUAUCAAAAUAUGGUUCUUUGCGAGCAUUGCAGCUUUGUUUGUGGGCAUCAUCAUUCCCACUGAAACCAAAGCAUCUACAUCAACUGAGGUACCUAGAUCUCUCAGGUAGUUAUAUCAAAGCACUUCCUGACGAUUUCAGCAUUCUGUAUAACCUGCAAACGCUGAACCUCUCUGGCUGCAUAUAUCUUUGUCGACUUCCCGGACAACUGAAGUAUAUGACUGCUCUUCGUCACCUUUACACACAUGGCUGCCUAGAGCUCAAGAGCAUGCCUAGAGAUCUCAGAGAACUCACAUCCCUGCAGACACUUACAUGUUUUGUAGCAGGUAGUGGCUCUGAUUGCAGCAAUGUUGGAGAGCUCACGAAAUUAAACCUUGGUGGUCAAUUGGAGCUACGACAACUAGAGAAUGUGACAAAUGAUGAUGCAAAAGCGGCAAACCUCAUGCAGAAGAAGGAACUAAGAGAACUGACAUUAACAUGGACCUUUGGAUGGGCUCUUUACAUAGAUGAAACUACGUGUCACUGUCGAGAUGAUGAAGAUGAUGCAAGAGUGCUCGAGAAUCUCAGACCUCAUGAUGAACUCCAUGCCAUAAGGAUAGAGUCGUAUGGAGGCAGCACUUUUCCAACAUGGCUAGCUGUGUUGCAAAACAUUACCAAGAUCCAUCUUUUUAGCUGUGGAAAACUACAAUGGUUGUUCAGAGGUGAGUGUGAUACAUCGUUUGCAUUCCCAAAUCUGAAGGAGCUUACACUUAAAGACCUUUACAGUCUGGAGAGAUGGUGGGAAAUGAAUAAUUAUGGUGUGCAAGGAGGAGAGAUCAUGUUUCCUCUCCUUGAGAAGCUACAUAUUAGCGACUGUGUAAAGUUGAAAGCAUUGCCAGGACAUCCGACCUUCCCUAAACUUCAGAAUGUUUGUAUUAAGAAAUGUCCAGAGUUGACAACUACAGGUUUUUCACCAAUGCUCAGUGAAUUAAACGUGGAUGGAUAUGAGGCAGAGUUGUUUCUUUGGGUAGCUAGACAUUUGGCAUCACUGACCAACCUGGUACUGACUAGCCUUAACCAUAGUGCAGAAACAACCUCGGUGGCGGCUGAGGAUAGUUUGAGGCAAGUGGUGAGCGGGAAGAAAAAAGGGAAUGAUCAAGAUUUUCCUCUGGCAGUUUUGGUGUUAACAGGCUUCAAGUCAGGUGUAGCAGAGAUGUGUGCAUGUUUUGCACAACUUCAAGAGUUGUCAAUUUUUAGGUCCGACGCACUCGUCCACUGGCCAGAAGAAGAGUUCCGCGGAUUGGUAUCCUUGAGGGAGCUUGACAUUUGGGAUUGCAAUUAUUUGAUUGGAUAUGCGCAAGCUUCUGUUGAGCCAUCAACAUCAUCAGAAACCAGUCAGCUCCUGCCACGUCUAGAAUCUCUAAGCAUACACCGUUGCCAAAGCUUAGUCGAUGUCUUCAACGUCCCUGCAUCUGUCAGGAAAAUCUAUAUUCAUACUUGCAGAAAGCUUGAGUUCACCUUCGGCAGGAGGGUGCAGCAGGGACAGUCAGAAUCGUCGAUUCUUCAAGAGUCAUCCAGUAUAUCAGAGGUGUUGGCAUCAUCAUCACCCGGAGCUAUGGUGGAGCAUUUAGAAGAACUAGUAUUAAAUAGCUGCAAGGUCUUAACAGGGGUCCUCCAUCUUCCCCCUUCCCUCAAGGAUGUAACCAUUGCAUACUGCGGUGGGUUGACAUCUCUGCAAUCUCGCUCCGGAGAGCUCCCAUCAUUGGAGAGGCUCACGGUUAUCGGCUGCAAGAACCUUUCAUCCCUACCGGAUGGGCCACAAGCGUACUCUUCUCUGCGAUACCUUAAAAUUAGGUACUGCCCUGGUAUGAAGACGCUCCCUGUGAGCCUGCAGCAACGGCUGGGCAGCAUCCCGGACAAAGACAUUAGUGCCCGGUUUUGUGAAGAUGCGCCCAAGGAACACUUGUCGUGGAAACAGAAGGCCUGGAAAUAUGUCAGCUGCAGGGAUCUGGACGCCCAAACAACGAAUGAGGAGGAUUAUUCUGAUUAUGGUUGUUCUGAAGAUACGCCCAGCCCUAGGUAUCUUGUCCCCGAAGGAACAUACGAGGAGGAGGAGGAUGCCACGCUUGGCUGUUAGCUUGUUCUCUGUCGUUUUGGUUGGUCUGUAUAUUAUACUAUAGAACUGCUCUGCUCUAGGAGGAGGAGGAGUUUCAAUGGUGUCCAGUGGCUGGGCGCGUGUGCGCUGCUCUACAACUACUGAACUAGUUUCAUUGUCUUCGUUUGCUAAGACUCUGACGGUGUUGGUUAUGCUUGUAAUUAAAUGGAUCCUGGAGCACCAAGUUGCUUUGUAUCGAAAAAAUGAAUAUCUCACCUGCUGGUUAUCAUGCAGCAGGUUUGUGAUAUAAAAUCUAGACAACGCUGUUGGAA
Molecule: messenger RNA, 4728 nt
Organism: Triticum dicoccoides
Lineage: Eukaryota; Viridiplantae; Streptophyta; Magnoliopsida; Poales; Poaceae
Product: disease resistance protein RGA2-like
Exons: 3
Coding region: 524-4438 (1304 amino acids)
Molecular function (GO): ADP binding
Source: RefSeq, a predicted model, not a curated record